AUGGUCUGCAAGGAAAAGUCAUUAUCAUCUGGCCAUGAUUCAAAUGGGCCGUUACUGUUGGUUCCAAUGAAUGUGAGCUUAAAUAGAUUGCAACAAAAUAGACCAAGGAACCCAAUUUGUCAAAAUGUUAUUUUUUGUUGGGACGCAAGGCCACGUGAUUCCUCACAACAUACGUCUCUAAAUCAUUCUACUCUUCAUCACUCAAUUGGCCUGAGACUGCUGACCAUAAAGCAUUUGCUCUUUAUAAAUACAAAUUCUAACCCAGUUUUUCGCUUGCCAAGAAUUGUUAACUCUAAGUCGAGUCUAAAACGGACUCUUUCAUCAUCAGAGACCGCAGUGGUGCUCAAAGGCCACUUUGCUGUUUACGUUGGAGAAGCUGAAAAGAGGAGAUUUGUUGUCCCAAUUUCAAUCCUGAAGCAUCCUUCCUUCCAAAAUUUGUUGAGUCAAGCUGAAGAAGAGUUUGGGUUUAAUCAUCCUAUGGGUGCUUUGACAAUCCCUUGUAGCGAAGAAGCUUUUGUUGAUCUCAUUGCAAUCUGCAAAGCUCAUGAAAAGAAAUGAUUAAAAUGGCUAACCAAGCAGAUCUUGACUGAUCGUUAGCGCAACUGACACAGUGACACGUAACAGUUUUCUUAUUAGGAAGCGAGUGUAUAUCGUGGAUUGUA
Messenger RNA from Durio zibethinus, 662 nucleotides. The record is from RefSeq and is a predicted model, not a curated record. Lineage: Eukaryota; Viridiplantae; Streptophyta; Magnoliopsida; Malvales; Malvaceae.